CUCCUGUGCGAAUGCAUGCAGGGCCUGAGCUCGCCGUACCAGCUGGGCGGCGGCGGCGGCGACGGCGGUGUGGGCUCCGGCAGCUCCAGCUCCAAGCAGCGGCACCAGGCCAGCGUGCAACAAAAAGAAAGGAGCAGCAUAUUUCCAGAAGAGCCUGGCCAGCUGCUACAUGGCGAUGCCACGAGGAAGAGAGGACGUCCCGACCAGGACGAAGACAUCUGCGAGGAAGCAAUGACGAAGGACCUGCGGAGCAGGGGGCUCUGCCUCGUCCCAGUGAGCUGCGCGCCGGACUUCGGCGCCGACGUGGGGCCGGCUGACUACUGGACGGUGGCGCCGCCUUUCGGGAUGGGGUUCGGCCGGUAGAUGCUCGUCGAAGCUGCCGGAACUGGCCAGGGGGGUCCGUCUGGGAGUACCGGGAUACAUAUAUACCUGUCUUGCAUGCAUGGGCUGCAUCGCGUCGACAGCAGCCAUCCUGCUGAAAAAUUCUUGAUGUACAUUCGUAAUGUUGGAUCCAAGAGAGGAUAGUAUAACUGGUAGUUUGCGACCUGAUCGAAGUAGAGAUUGGUCAAAGUGCAUCGAUCAGGCAGGUGCUAGAGACUACUUAGCGUACGCUGUAUCAUCAAUUCUUCAGAUACCUAGCUAGAACCACCUUCGGAAGUCUUGUAAGUGUUCUCACCUGCUUAUUAGUACAUGUCUGGAAUGGUCUGGUUGGUUGUAUUGUA
Molecule: messenger RNA, 722 nt
Organism: Triticum urartu
Lineage: Eukaryota; Viridiplantae; Streptophyta; Magnoliopsida; Poales; Poaceae
Source: RefSeq, a predicted model, not a curated record